Messenger RNA from Penicillium malachiteum, 624 nucleotides. RefSeq names its product DUF4291 domain-containing protein. The transcript has a single exon. Bases 1 to 624 code for a protein of 207 amino acids. NCBI's taxonomy places the organism in Eukaryota, Fungi, Ascomycota, Eurotiomycetes, Eurotiales, Aspergillaceae. The record is from RefSeq and is a predicted model, not a curated record.
AUGCCAGAUCAAGUUCCUGAUCCCCACAGCUACCGAGCUAUUCGCGCAGUCUAUACUCCGAAAACUAUAACGGUCUACCAAGCCUAUUCAUCCGAAAUUGCCAACCCAGCACUCGAGGCACAGAAAUUCAAGCUACCCUUCACCCGGGUCCGGAUGACAUGGAUCAAACCAUCUUUCUUAUGGAUGGCAUACCGCAGCGGAUGGGCAACAAAACAGCGCCAAGAGCGUGUGUUAGCUAUUGAGAUUACCCGUGAAGGAUUUGAAUGGGCUCUCAAAAAUUCAUGUCUAAGCCAUUGGGGCGCUAGCGGGCACAAUAGCACGUUGACCAAGGAACAAUGGCAGAAGCAACUACAUGCCAGCCCAGUUCGCAUACAAUGGGACCCGGAGCGGAACUUUGAAUUCCGGCCCUUGAAUUAUCGGUCUAUUCAGAUUGGACUUGGUCCCGAAGCUGUAGAGAGAUAUGUUGAUGAAUGGAUUGUUUCCAUUGUGGAUGUUACCGAUAUGAUGCACGAGAUUAGGGAUCGUGUCGAAAUGGGUUCUCUCAAGGCCGCAAGAAAGCUUUUACCGGAUGAGCAAGUUUAUCCAUUGUCGGAUGAAUUAAGGGAAACAUUGCAUGCCUCUUGA